Molecule: messenger RNA, 1536 nt
Organism: Aspergillus ibericus CBS 121593
Lineage: Eukaryota; Fungi; Ascomycota; Eurotiomycetes; Eurotiales; Aspergillaceae
Product: putative MFS sugar transporter
Exons: 3
Coding region: 1-1536 (511 amino acids)
Biological process (GO): transmembrane transport; carbohydrate transport
Cellular component (GO): membrane
Molecular function (GO): carbohydrate:proton symporter activity
Source: RefSeq, a predicted model, not a curated record
AUGGGUCGGAAAUUGGGUCUCUUUCGCGCCAUUUAUCUGGUAUCAGCCAGCUGCAUGGGCUCUUUUGCCUUUGCCUUUGAUACCGGCGUCAUCAGCGGCGUUCUCACGCUGCCUUCUUUCCAGCAAGACUUUGGGUAUACGACUGCUCAGAAGACGUCUGUCAAUUCCAAUGCUGUAUCUAUCCUUCAGGCGGGCGCCUUCUUCGGCUGCUUCUUUACCACGCCCAUCGCCUCAUUCCUCGGGCGCCGGCUUGGCCUCAUCCUCAGCUCUCUAGUCUUCACUGUCGGUACUAUCUUGCAGGUCGUCAACUCACACACCUUGGGCACGUUUUACGCCGGUCGGGUGAUUGCUGGCAUCGGUAUCGGCGCCGCGACAGUGCUCAUCCCCGUGUAUGCUGCUGAGAUGUCUCCCAAAGACCUCCGUGGUCGACUCGGAUCCUGCUUUCAAUUGUUCUUUGCCCUAGGGGUCAUGGUCGCCUACUGGGUCACAUAUGCUGUAUCGGAGGACCAGCCAUCCGCCACGAAACAAUGGCAGAUCGCACUGGGUCUCCAACUCCUUCCCUCGUCACUCCUCCUCUUCGGAAUGUGCACCGUCAAGGAAAGCGCUCGAUGGCUUGCAUCGAAAGGAAAGAUCGAAAAGGCCCGAGAGUCACUGAAAUGGGUGCGUGGCGGCGAGGAGACCGAAGAGCUGCAACAAGAAUUCGACGAGAUCAUGGCCGGCAUCGAAGAAGAAACGCGAAUCAAGGAGGGCUUUACCUUCCGUGAACUCCUCCUUCCCGCCAAUCGAUAUCGACUGUUCAUCGCCUUUACUAUCCAGCUCGCCGCCCAACUCACCGGAAACACCUCCCUCGCCUACUAUGCCACGCAGAUCUUCUCCGCCGUGGGAGCCGGCAACUCCAGCAAGCUCGUGACAGGCUUCUUCGGCGUGGUCAAAGUCGUCGGCGUUAGUAUCUUCCAGAUCUUCGUCAUGGAUCGCAUCGGUCGGCGCUGGCCCUUCAUGGUCGGCGCCGCCGCCAUGGGCUCCUUCAUGCUCAUCAUCGCUUGCAUCCUGGCCACUCAUUCGACAGAUUCCAACGAGACGGGGAGCGCCUCGCCGUCAGGAAUCGCCAUGAUCCUCAUGACCUAUUGCGAAGCAUUCAGCUUCAACAUGUCAUGGGGUCCGCUGCCCUGGCUGUACGUGGGCGAGAUCUUCUCGAGUCGCACCCGUGAGAUUGGCGUAACCGUUGGCGCAGCCUCGCAAUGGUUAUUCAACUUUAUGAUGUCGCAGGUUACUCCGCAUGCGAUUGAAAAUAUUGGAUGGAGGAUGUUCCUGAUGUUUGCUAUCUUCAAUUACGCGAUCGUAGUAUAUUCGUAUAUCUUCUUAAAGGAGACCUCCAAAUACUCACUCGAAGAAAUGCAACACGUCUUUGGCGGCGACAGCCCCCACUCCAAACCCGACAGCAACAAACUCACCACCACCGACACCAUCGACAAGACCGACGUCAGCGAGGUUGAGAACCAUCGAGACCGUAAGACCGCCACUCCAACGGAGGGUUAA